Messenger RNA from Leptopilina boulardi, 2322 nucleotides. RefSeq lists its product as uncharacterized. The transcript is spliced from 8 exons. Lineage: Eukaryota; Metazoa; Arthropoda; Insecta; Hymenoptera; Figitidae. Bases 307 to 2322 code for a protein of 671 amino acids. The record is from RefSeq and is a predicted model, not a curated record.
AUUUUUUGUUUGGGGCAGCUGCUGAACCAAAAGUUUUUCAGUGCGCAUGUAUCAAAAGCAACGUCAAGACGUGUAAAAAAAAGUUUUCUGAAACAAAUACAAACGAUAAGGCAAUUAAUGCCAUCACCUAGUUUUUUAUACGAUUCAAAAUAAAAGAUUUGUAUCCGCUGAUUCUCAACAAGAACGAGUUAAAUUUCAUCGACAAUCAACUAACUAAAAUAAUUAUUUUUCUCGAGAAAAACAAAUUCUCAUAGAUUGUAAUUCAUAUAUAAAAAUUUUUCGGAACAUUUUUCCUUCGAUUCAGAUAUGGAAAAAGAGAAAAUUGUCGAACGCCAUUUUUAUCAAUGGAGAGUCUUUCUCAAUGAUCGGGGAGAAUUAUUGAUUAAAGGAUCACUCAAUAAUGAAAUAUGGUCUCGGAGUAAACCAGUUGCAGAAAUGUUGUUAUCAAAAAAACUUAAAUCAAAAUAUCAACACAUUUAUCAUCUUCAUGGAUGUAUUAUCGACGAAAAGAAUGAAUUACCAAAAUAUAUUUAUCAAAAAUUCUAUAACGGUUUUCCUGACGAUUGGCGUAACGUUCAUGCAAUAUGGAAAAAUUACGUUGCUCAAGGAAGCAAAGAAAAUUUUCACUGGCCAAUGAACGUUAAUGAUAUCAAUCACAAUAGUGAAAUAACAGAUAAUAAACAAAUGCAAAAAACAGAGAAGAAAUUUCAAGAAUUAAAUUUCAUGGAGAAAUCAACACCACAACAAUCAUCUAGUUAUAAUUCUGAUUUUCAACACGAGAGAAAUAAAAAAAUUGUCGAAAAUCAUCGAAAUAAUAUAAAAAUGAAAAAAAAUCAAUCAAUUCAAAUAAAUAGAGAUUCCCAACAAUUUAGCGAAAAAGAAAAUAAAAAUUUACAUGAAAAUCAAAAUCAAUUUAAUGUCACUGACAAUCGUUCACAUUCUGGUAAUUUGUACACGGCAUUAAAUUAUGCUCUAAAAUUAAAAGAUUUUAUUUUCCCAGAGAAACUUACAAUUAUCACACAAAAUUUAUUACAUGAAAAAGUUUCCAAAAAAUAUGUUCAACGUGUUAGUAAAACAAUUGAAUAUUUAAAUAAUAUUUCUAUAAAAAUUGACGAAUUAGAUGAAAGUAAAUUAAAAUAUGAUCAACCAUCUAAUUUAAAGAGAAAAUUUGAUAAAAAUUCUGAAAGCAAGGAAAUGAAAGAAAUAAAUUCAGAAAGUGAAAUAUAUGCCGGUGUGCAUUUAAGUGUCAAUGAUGAAAUUAAUAAAAUUUCAUCAGAUAAUGAACAUCUUUCUAAAACAAAAAUCAAGGAAAAUCGAUGCAUUAAUGCUGUACAACAACAAAAUUUGCCAGCAAAUGAUUUAAAUAAACAUAAAUUACAUCAAAAGCCAAGAAUUAUUAAAACAGAAAUAGUAAAUUUCUCUAAUUUCAGGAAAUCUCUUAAUUAUUUUUCAAGCAGUGAACAUAAAGUAGAUCAAUCUAUUAAAGCAACGAAUUCACAAAUAAUUCAUCAAAAUUCAGAGGAGAAAAUUGAAGAAAAUUCGAAUCAAGAUUCAUUUGGUUCACAGGAGAAUCCAAAACUCUUAAAAAAUUGGAAUCCACUUGUCACAUUUGAUGGGAAUAAAUGUUAUCUCACCUUCGAGGGAACUUUGUUGAAAACGGCUGGCCAACCAAUGAAAAAGAAGUUCACCACAAGUCAAGUUAUAAAAAGAAUUUCAUCUUUUGUUAUCGAGACUGCAGAUUAUCAAUUUUAUAAAUUAGUUGGAAAGAUAAAUAUUAAAAAACAUGUUGUGCCUAAAGAACUUUUGCCUCAAUGCAGAACCGGUUGUCCAGUAAAUAUUGAUGAGUUCUGUGCAACUUGGUUGAAACUAAAAGGAGACGAUGAACGAGUUAUAACGAAAGACGGAGAUACUGUUUUUAAAUCAGGCAAUCCUAAGGAAAAAUUUGUAACUUCAAUGGUUGGUAGUCCCAGUAAAUGUCGGGUGAAGAAAGAUGUUUUAAAUUCAGCAGAUGAUCGAAACGCUAAAAAUAAAGUCGCGCGAAAAUUAAAAUUUGAAUCAGGCGAAAGCAAAGAAGAAGAAACGAAAACUAUUAAUACUCGCAGAUCUCAUUUGUAUGCAUUAAGGAAACGACGAAGAAUUAUAUAUACUGAAAAUGAUGAUGAUGAUAAUGAUGUUAAUGUUGGUGAAAAUUUCCCAUCUCAUUUGAAUGCAUUAAAGAAACGACCAAGAAUUAUCUAUACUGAUGAUGAUAAUGAUGUUAAUGAUGGUGAAAAUUUCCCUGAGAAAAUUAAAAAUGGAACAGAAAAACCUAAACAAUUGUAA